AUGUUCCCUACCGCCCCGAUCCGUACUGCACCGGAUACGACGAGCCUCAUGCAAGGCGGUGUCAGUACUAGCUUUGCGACUGUCACCAAGACCGAUACCAUCGUCAAGAUGCCGUAUAGAACUUCGACGGUCACCGUUUCUUCCACCGUCAAGUACACUACGACACACCUUCGCGCCAUCGUCCCACCAAGUUUGCUCAAGAACGUGACUGCCGCCUACAACAUUGUGGACAAGCAGAAUGCCGCCACCGAAACAUACGCAAUAAAAUGGGCAUUGGGGCUAGCCCUCACCACAGGAGCAGCUUUGGCUUGGCAUAUUAGAAAGACUCCCUCUCCACCAGCGCCACCUGGAGUCGAUCGAUUGAGGUGGGAAGCCAUAAAGUAUCACGUUCACAACUGGCUAUAUGAGAAGCUUAGGUCCAACGCCGGCCUACGCAAAGAGCUGGAAGAUGCGAAAAAGAAGCUGGAAGAUUACGAGACAUUGCAGGAAGCAAGGACUGACCAUUCGUGUCAGACGGAGAAGCUGUCAGAAGGAGCACGGUCAGUUCAAGAUGGCACAUUGCAGCAAACGAUAGACUUCAACAGGAUGCCAGGCGAAGCGACGUCUCUGUACGGAGAGCUCAAGGCAGAGAAAGAAAAAGCAACCGAGCUACAACAAGCACUCAAGGUGGAGAAGGAUAGUGCGAUGAAGUUGCAACAUCGACUCCAGAAGACGACAGAAGAAUUGGGACGUAGCAUCGUACGAGUACGAGAGGCUCGGAGGCAUACGGUCGAAUCUGGGGUCCACAGAAAAGAGUCGGAUGACACCGGAGCUACAGUAGCUUCGCUGCGGGAGCAAUUGGAUGCGGCGCUUCAAGAGGCGUUCAAAGCCAAGGCUAAAGCUGCCUCCAUGGAUCAGGAGCUACAAGUGGCACAAAAUGAGCAAAACCACGUGUCAGAUGAAUGA
Messenger RNA from Alternaria atra, 945 nucleotides. RefSeq lists its product as uncharacterized. The record is from RefSeq and is a predicted model, not a curated record. NCBI's taxonomy places the organism in Eukaryota, Fungi, Ascomycota, Dothideomycetes, Pleosporales, Pleosporaceae. The transcript has 2 exons. Bases 1 to 945 code for a protein of 314 amino acids.